This is a messenger RNA of Megalopta genalis, 1752 nucleotides long. Its product is annotated as CUE domain-containing protein 1. Gene Ontology annotation, molecular function: ubiquitin binding. NCBI's taxonomy places the organism in Eukaryota, Metazoa, Arthropoda, Insecta, Hymenoptera, Halictidae. The record is from RefSeq and is a predicted model, not a curated record.
UGUCUGACCUGAUAAAAAUAAUAUUUGAUUAAUAUUCAGUUCAUAAAAUCGUCUAUAUAUAUUAAAUACAUUUUUCUAUCAUAAUUACGUAUCAAUCUAUCAAUCACAUUAACUUUCAAAAGCGGCAACACUGUCUGUUUGUGGAUAAAAAAUUUCAGAAUCGUUAAUAAUCAAAGAUUUUGACAGAAGUUCCGCCUCUGUAAUAUAUAACGUGUCAUGGUUUCGUUAGAAUUUAAAGCAAAGAUAUGCAUAGUGAAUUUUGGUUUUAUGUACAACACAAAUGAAGAGAGACUGAGAAAUUGAGAACUGCUGAGAGCUGAGACUGAACACUGAUCCAUCGAAUUGCACCAAACUACGCUGAAUUGAACGAACUUUGACAGCUGACAAGUCUUCUCUUACGUGUGUGAAGUGCUGCUAAUGUCGCAUGUUACUAUCAGUUAUGUGCAUAGAUAUUUCGCACAGCUUAUCAAUUCAUAAUAAAUUUCAUUAAUUAUAGUAUAUCGUAAUAGAAUUUCUCGAUCGAAAUACCAUAAUAAAAUGUAAUUUUUUUGUAAGUAACGUUGCAUUGAUUUAAUAAUCAAACGACACCAGCAUAAUGGGAAACUUGCAUACUUACGUUUUUAAUAUAUUUUAAUUGUAUUACCUUAUUAAGGUAAUUAACAAAUUUAUGAGAAUUCACGUAAUGGCCUCAGCCAUGGAGCAACAACAGCAGCAGCAACAACAACAACAACAGCAACAGCAGCAGACCACCCUGGAAUUUUACCAGGCAAUGGCUGAUUUUAAAAACAUGUUCCCACAAAUGGAUGACGAUGUGAUAGAGGCUGUAUUAAGAUCUAAUCAAGGGGCAGUAGAUACUACAAUUGAUCAGUUACUUACUAUGAGUACAGACAACGAAAAUGAAAAGAUUAGAAGCGAAUUAGAACAAAAUGAAAAAUCACCGAGUACCUCUAAGUCUCCAAAAGCUGAUUCAAGUGUAGCCUUAAAAAGUAUACGUAAAUGGCAGCCUGCUCUACUAGGACCAUUACCAGAAACAUUUCUCAGAGUCACGCAAGUUCCAGAAGACAAUCAUGACUCGUAUUCAAAAGAAAAUUCAAUGUUGGAGGAUGAAAGAAUCUUUAUGUUUCUUCAGAAUGAAGAAUUCAUGGCUGAAUUACGUUGGAAUGAAGAUUUUCUGUCAACAUUGGAAAGUGACUCAAAAGUACCAGGGGCGAAUCUCGAAAAAUAUGGUCAAGCUGGCCAUGAUGAUGAAGAUCUUUUCAAAGAAAGACUAAAACAUAUGGGCAAAGUGUCUCGACGUAAGUUCGCGCAACUUACCAAAGUAUUUACACGCAGUAAAAAACGUGGAGGUAGGCAAUUACUAACACCAACAGCUUCUUGUGAUGACUUACUGAAUCCUGAAGAGUCCUCUAGAUCUCAAUCUUAGAAAUCUUACUGAUAUUCCUUACUUUAUUUAAAAGAAAAGACAACUUCAGCAACUCAUAACUAUAGUCCAUAUGUCGUCCAAAAAUGUGGAAAAAGCAUAUCUAUAUUAAUGCACUUAAACAAGAAGCUACAAGGCAGACUUACAUAGAAAUUGAUUUGCUUCUAAAAAUUGUACAAAUUAGAGAACAGUUAGAAAUUCGUUUUUGGUUGUGAUAUCACAUGCAGUAAUUAAUGUAUUAUUAUAAUAAUGUAUCUAUUACACUGCUUGGAUAUAAUUUCACCCACAAGCUCAGAAAGAUCAAAAUGCAAAAUAUAAAAGUAAUAUCUAUA